Molecule: messenger RNA, 3126 nt
Organism: Malassezia restricta
Lineage: Eukaryota; Fungi; Basidiomycota; Malasseziomycetes; Malasseziales; Malasseziaceae
Product: importin-7
Exons: 1
Coding region: 1-3126 (1041 amino acids)
Biological process (GO): protein import into nucleus
Cellular component (GO): cytosol; nuclear envelope
Molecular function (GO): small GTPase binding
Source: RefSeq, a predicted model, not a curated record
AUGGAAACGCUCCUACGACUGUUUCCGUCUACGCUUAGUCCCGACGUCCAUGUGCGUCGUGCGUCUGAGCAGGAGCUGCACCAGCUCGAAAGCCAACCUGGGAUGCUUGCCGCGUCCUUCCAGCUCGUAGCCUCGCCAGAAGUCGACACUUCUAUCCGCCAGGCGGCUGCGAUCUAUGUCAAGAACCGCAUUUCGCGUACUUGGGACGCAUCUCUAGCCCGAGGCUUUUCUGAUGCGCCGUCUGCCGUGUCCGACCAAGACAAGGAGGUGGUGCGCUCAGGGCUGCUCCCGACGAUUGCAUCGCUGCCGCCGACACUGCGUGUGCAUAUUGCUAGUGCCAUGUACUCGAUUGUGCGCUGCGAUUUCCCACAGGCAUGGCCGACGCUGACGGAAGAGAUCGUCAAGUUACUGAGUUCUGGUGAGCAGCUCCAGAUCUUUGCCGGCGUUCGAGCGCUGCUCGAGCUUGUCCGUGCGUUCCGCUUCGACUGUACAGACUCGAAGCUAGAGAGCAUCGUUUCACACACGUUCCCGGCGCUGCUUGCCACGGUAAGUGCCUUAAUGGACUCGGACCACAGCGAUCUGCCGGCCGUUGGCGAGAUUGUAUACUAUGCUAUGAAGACGUACAAGACGAGUAUGAUGGUGACGCUGACGCAGCAUCAACAGUCGAACGAGAGUAUUGUACCGUGGGGCUCAGUCAUGCUGCGUAUCGUACAGAAAAGUGUGGUCACCGAUGCCGACGCCGAUGCCGACGCCAGGGAAAAGGCGCCCUGGUGGAAGGCGAAAAAGUGGGCUUUCUAUUCGCUAAACAAGCUCUUUUCGCGGUACGGAACGCCAUCCCAGCUGGCAGCGAGCAUGAAGAUGUACAAGCCAUUCGCCGAAACGUUCAUCCACAACUUUGCUCCCGAGAUCCUCAAGGCAUACCUACACACGGCCGAUGGCAUCGUGUCGCAGCACGUUUGGGUCAGCAAGCCUGUCCUUCGUCACCUACUUACCUUCUUCUCUGAGUGUAUUCGUCCCAAGUCCAUGUGGCAGCUGCUUCGUCCGCACAUGCAGCAGAUUAUCGAGACGCUCGUGUAUCCGCACCUGUGCUUCUCAGAUGAAGACGAGGAGCUAUGGGAGCUUGACCCCAUCGAUUUUGUGCGUCUGGGCUCUGAUCCUUUCGAGGAGCUGGGUACGCCAUCAAGUGCCGCCAGCAUGCUUCUGAAUGUGACCGUCACACGCCGCACCAAGUCCAUGUUUGAGCCGACGCUAACGUUCAUCACGCACGUUCUGAAUGCGUAUCCGGCCCAAUGCACCGCCAGGCAGUUUGACGGGGCGCUUCGCAUGUGCAUGACGAUAUGCCAGACGAUGGUGCACCACGAAAAUGUGCAAAACAUGCUUGAUGCGUUUUUUGUACAGCAUGUACUGCCUGUGCUCAAGAGCCCAGAGCCAUUUCUGCGUUUGCGCGCAUGUGCGCUGAUCCAUGCUUUCGACAGUGCCGGCAUGAAGUGGCAGACGAGCCAGAGUCUCGAGACGGCUUUCCGUGGCGUGAUGGACUGCAUCAUGGACACGGAGCUGCCGGUGCGUGUCAAGGCAGCAGAGGCCAUGGGUGAGCUCGUGGCUCACGACGAAGUGCAUAACGCUGUGGCACCGAAUGCGUGCCGUCUUAUGCAGGAACUGCUCAAGCUUUCGGAUGAGACGGACCUCGAUGUGCUUAUGACGACACAGGAAAAAAUCGUCAACAACUUUGCCGAGGAGCUCCUGCCGUUUUCUGUCGACCUCACGCAACAGAUGGCGAACAACUACAUGCGGCUACUGCAGGAUAACCUCGCUGGCGCGGGCGUCGACGGCGGCGUCGACGGCGUGCAUGCCUUCAACAUGGACCAGGGCGAAGAGGACAAGUACUUUGCCGCUAUGGGCUGCCUGAGUACGAUGUACCAGAUGGUCACGACUGCCGACUCACGUCCUGACAUUCUCGCUGAACUUGAAAAAGUGCUGCUCCCGGUCGUGGCGUUCACGAUCCAGACCGAAACGCUCGACCUGUACGACGACUGCUUCCAACUCACAGACGUGCUUACCUAUUAUCAAAAGAGCGUGUCGCCUGCCAUGUGGGACAUUUUCACGCUCAUGUACAAGUCGUUCAAGUCGAGUGGCAUCGAUUACCUAUCAGAAAUGAUUGGCACGUUUGACAACUGUGCAUCGUACGGCACAGAGAUGCUUCGUCAGCACGCCGAGUAUCGCCACAUGCUAAUCGACAUCUUCCAUACGGCCAUCUCGAGCGACCAACUCGUCUCGAGCGACCGCAUUGCUGCUUGUCAAAUUGCCGAAGUCGUCCUGCUCCUUUUGCGUGGCUACGUCGACGAUGCAGUGCCUGGUAUUCUCACUGCGCUGCUCCCCUUCCUUGACAAGUCGACCGAAUCGCAUCUGCUCCGCAAAUGGGCUGCGCUCAUUGUGCUCGAGUCGAUGUACUACAACCCGACUUUGUCUCUUAGCAUCCUCGAGUCGCACGGCGCGACGCAAGCCUUCUUUGCGACAGUGCUGCCGAUGCUCACCAAGUGCCGACGCGUGCAUGAGUGCAAGGUCGCCAUUGUCGCGUUGCUUUCGCUUCUUGCGAUGGACCCGCAGUCUGUGCCCGCCGCCCUGCGGAAUGGCUACCCUCAUCUCUUCGGCGCCUUGCUCACGCAACUCAAGGCCCUGCCCAAACUCGUUGCGCAGCGCAAGGAGCUGCACAAGGUGUUCGAUGAGGGCCUCGAUGACUUGGAUGACGAUGUGAAUGCGGCCCUGGACGAAUUUGAUGACGAUGCGGAUGUCCAGGAAGAUGAUAAUGACUAUCUGCAGCUGCUGGCCGAGGAGGCCAACCGUGUCCGCGCGCAAGUUCACAUCGCCGACGGUGACGCACCGGCCGACGACGGCAUCGGUAGUGCAGACGACCUGGAAGACGACUUUGAUGAUGAUGACCUGGUGUACGAGUCGCCCCUCGAAAGCGUACCAGUAUAUGAGCCGUUCCGCGCCGUUAUUCGGCAGCUGCAGACUCAGCAGGCGGACCUGUUCCAGAGCCUCACGGCGAGUCUGAACGAGCAGCAGCAACAAGAUUUGCAGCAGGUCUAUGAUCUACAAGACUCAGAAGAUACCGGCACCUCGGCCUAG